Molecule: messenger RNA, 1507 nt
Organism: Cornus florida
Lineage: Eukaryota; Viridiplantae; Streptophyta; Magnoliopsida; Cornales; Cornaceae
Product: fructose-1,6-bisphosphatase, chloroplastic
Exons: 4
Coding region: 79-1320 (413 amino acids)
Biological process (GO): sucrose biosynthetic process; fructose 6-phosphate metabolic process; fructose 1,6-bisphosphate metabolic process
Cellular component (GO): cytoplasm; cytosol
Molecular function (GO): fructose 1,6-bisphosphate 1-phosphatase activity
Source: RefSeq, a predicted model, not a curated record
CAAUCAAACGAAGUGGAGGCUAAGAGGAUCAAAACUUUUAUAUUCAGAAUCAGAAAGGAAAAAAAAAAAAACAGAGCCAUGGUUACAACAAUAGUGACAACUCCAACCUCACAGCUCACCUUCUCUAGCUCCCACUCAAUCUCUCGUCUCUCUCCCUUUCAAGACUCCUCCAAGACCCUCUUGUCAUGCCCCACCACCGCACUCAGGCGAAGACAGGCGGCGGUGUUGGCCAGUGGCAGCAUCCGGUGCACCGCGGUGGGGACAGCAGCAGAGGCGGAGACAAAGAAAAAGCAGAGUGGGUAUGAGAUACAGGCCUUGACUAGUUGGUUGCUGAAGCAAGAACAGGCAGGUGUUAUUGAUGCUGAGCUGACCAUAGUGUUAUCAAGCAUUUCAAUUGCCUGCAAGCAGAUUGCUUCACUGGUUCAAAGAGCCGGCAUUUCCAACCUCACCGGAGUUCAGGGGGCUGUUAAUAUCCAAGGGGAGGACCAGAAGAAGCUAGAUGUCGUCUCAAAUGAGGUGUUUUCUAAUUGUCUGAGAUCAAGUGGAAGGACAGGGAUCAUAGCAUCAGAGGAAGAAGAUGUACCAGUGGCAGUGGAAGAGAGCUACUCUGGGAACUACAUUGUCGUGUUUGACCCUCUUGACGGAUCAUCCAACAUUGAUGCUGCUGUUUCGACUGGUUCUAUCUUUGGAAUAUACAGCCCAAAUGAUGAAUGCCUUGCUGAUAUUGGUGAUGAUGCCACGCUAGACACUGUGAAACAGAGAUGUAUUGUCAAUGUGUGCCAACCAGGAAACAACCUUCUUGCUGCUGGCUACUGCAUGUACUCAAGCUCCGUGAUCUUUGUUCUCUCCAUAGGAAAUGGCGUGUUUUCGUUCACCUUGGACCCCAUGUAUGGGGAGUUUGUAUUAACUCAAGAAAACAUUCAGAUACCUAAAUCAGGGAAGAUUUAUUCGUUUAAUGAAGGGAACUACCAGUUGUGGGAUGAUAAGUUGAAGAAAUACAUUGAUGACCUUAAGGACCCUGGUCCUAGUGGCAAACCCUACUCUGCACGAUACAUUGGCAGCCUGGUUGGUGACUUCCAUAGGACAAUGCUAUAUGGUGGCAUUUAUGGGUAUCCCAGAGACAGGAAGAGUAAGAAUGGGAAGCUGAGGCUUUUGUAUGAGUGUGCACCAAUGAGCUAUUUAGUGGAACAAGCUGGUGGCAAAGGAUCAGACGGCCAUCAAAGGGUUCUUGAUAUCCAACCAGAGGAGAUACAUCAGCGUGUUCCACUUUACAUUGGAAGCACCGAAGAAGUGGAGAAAUUGGAGAAGUACUUGGCUUAAUCAAUAUGCCAUACUGAAGGCAGUUUUAAUUUUGUUUGAUGAAGAUGUUUCGUAGCAGUUUCUGCAGAAUACAAUAUAUUUGAACUAAGAAAAGGUUGUUGUAAAUCCCCAAGGAGGGUCAUUUGUGUUGUAUACUGUGAUUCAAAUUCUUUUUUGAGUCUAGGCAGAAAGACUGGUGUUUAUUCGA